AUGAAAUUCCUGUUGUACUUCGCUGCUGUGAUCGCCGUCGCAUCCUGCUUCGGGAAGCUGAAGCAAAAACACAACGGGUUACUGGCCCAAGCGCCCCGUAGUGUGUUUCAGUUCAACGAAAUGAUCGUAUGUGCCACCGAGGAAUCGUACUUCUCGUCGGUCCUGAUAUACAACGGCUACGGCUGCUACUGCGGAUUGGGCGGGGACGGCGUACCGGUGGACCCCACUGAUCAGUGUUGUGAGGCGCAUGAUGCUUGCUACAAAGCAGCCAACGAUAACGGCUGUGCACUGCUCGACAAGUAUCUUGUCGACUACCACUUUGUCGCCAGUAGGACGGUGAAGGAUGACCCAGAUUCGUGCUCCAUAUCAUGCAAGGCCGAAGAUGAAUAUACGUUUUUGGACAAAAUCAACGCGGACUGCAAGGCCUACAUGUGCGAGUGCGACCGACAGGGGGCGCUUUGCUUCGGCCGCGAACGAGGCAGCCUGGACGAUAAGUACGUCGGAUGGUCACAGUCUAACUGCUAGCGGUGUCAUCCAUAUUUUUGUCGCCAUAUUUCAUGGCAACUCAUGCACUCAAGUUUGAAAAAAAUAACUCUGUAUAACAAGCUUGAUAUUAUUUUACCAAAAUCAGUUUGACUGAUGGCAAUCUUUCGACCAACAAGUAAUCAACACACUUAUGAUCUACUAAAAAUACUGACAAAGUUGUAGGCAUCAGAUUUUUGAUUUAGAAACUUCAUCACCCAACAAGCAGGAAUUCAAGAUGGCACUUAAAUCAAUAGACUUUAUUGAAAUCUGGAAACGAUACGUGCGACAAUAAAAUAUUGAAAGUAAAUGUGAACUUCGUUCUCGUGGUAUCUGCCUUUUUUUAAAGACAAUUCGUAUGUCUAUAUGCUUGCGUC
Molecule: messenger RNA, 899 nt
Organism: Patiria miniata (bat star)
Lineage: Eukaryota; Metazoa; Echinodermata; Asteroidea; Valvatida; Asterinidae
Product: phospholipase A2 AP-PLA2-I-like
Exons: 4
Coding region: 1-525 (174 amino acids)
Biological process (GO): arachidonate secretion; lipid catabolic process; phospholipid metabolic process
Molecular function (GO): phospholipid binding; calcium ion binding
Source: RefSeq, a predicted model, not a curated record